Molecule: messenger RNA, 10287 nt
Organism: Coregonus sp. 'balchen'
Lineage: Eukaryota; Metazoa; Chordata; Actinopteri; Salmoniformes; Salmonidae
Source: the annotation of a GenBank genome assembly
AUGAGCGCCCUCCUUUUCCUGAGAUCUGUGAAGGGAGGUCGGCUGCUGAGGAUGCAGGCAGCUGCUGGGGCGGUGGGUCCAGGGCAUGCUCUGAUCACAUCAGGUAGGUAGAAUAUAUAUGUAUAUAUGUAGUGGUGUGUGUGUGUGUGUGUGUGUGUGCAGCAGCACUGAUUUUUAGAUCUAUUCUAGCCUGCCUCCCCCUCUAAGGAGGGCCAGAUCAGGGAUGCUGAAAUAGCAGUGUGAGGGAGGAUUGAGAGAGAAUGCAGAUGGCUGUGUUUCAUAACAGUGGCUUAUUAUAUGCUAUAGCAUCCCUGUCUGUCGUGUGGCGACCAUGAUGUGUGUAUUAUGCAAGCAUUUAUCCAUUCGAGACAAACAAAUGUGAUUAUUCCAUUGUGAAUCUUGUGUGUUCUGGCUUGUCUCUAUGUUCACAUGAUAUGUUUGUCAUUGGUAUCAAGGAUGUUGGUGCAUGUAUCAUGGGAAUACUGCAGGAGGCUGACUGCAUGUUAUUGCUGUGUGGAUUCUCAACGACAGACACACUAGGGUGCUGCAGUGCUACUUGGCUUGACUUCCCCUCAUCAGACUGUAUGAGGGAUGAUAAUGAGUGUAUGUGUGUGGGUGUGUAUACAGAGCUAACCCCAUGUCACAAUGGUACUGUAGUAAGGCAUCAGCACAUUUUCAUAGUGCACAUUUGUGGUAUUGCAAUACAUUAGCAUUUACAAGUCCUCUGACAACAGGGAUCUGCCCACAGCUUUCCUAUAUGUAUUUAAUCUGACAUGAGUGAGUGGACAUCAGGCAGUUUAGCACUCCGAGUCAUCAUUCCUCGGCCACCGCAGCAGCACUGACAGUGUCUGUUCAUUCAUCACCAAUAAUACAGGAGGAGCACACUCAUACUCACUUUCUGUGCUCUGCUGAAGUUGAACCAAACUCUCUGAUUACCCAGGUUCGUAUCGUCAUGUUCGUCAAUAAAGACUUUAACCUUCAAGUGGAGGAGGAUAACCCCCCAGUGAGCCGACUGACUGCUGCCAGUGAUGAGUCCCACUGCUGACAGGACCAGGGAGCAAAGGUGAGACAACUUACUCCACAUGUUUAUGAUCUAACGAUAGCAUGGAGAAGAACAGAAACAGUCUGUUAUUGGUCACAUUACUUUCACAUUACUCUCUGUUUUGUGCUUUGCUGUCAUGUUUUUCUCAGACAAGUGACUAGUUAAGGGAUUUACUGUAGCCCUGAGAAAUAUUGACUCUUGGUUUUCGGCAGUUACCACCUCUGGAGAUUUGAUCAAUCAUUCACCACCAGAAUAAGGAUUAUUCUUUGGAACUUCCCUUAAAGAGAGUAAAGUCUUAGCGGUGGCUGGUCGUGUUAUGAUUCCUCCUAGGACGUUCCUACAGUACACUCCUUUAACCAGGUCUGUUGUGUGGCUGCUAGGCCCGUCUGGACCUCCACAGAGUCAAGCCAGGACAGACAGGACAGCCAUGGCCAAGAGAGACUACCUGGUGGAGGCAGCCAAGCAGAUCCGCAUGGCUCUGGACAGGGAGGUCAAUGAAGACUAUGAGGCUGCCUUCAGCUACUACAAGAAUGGGGUUGACCUGCUGCUCAAUGGAGUUCAAGGUACAGUGGUACAUCUACUGUACUGUAUUCUAUCAACAUGCAGGGUUCUGGUUAGGGUGAUAUUGAAUAGAUCAGCUACUCAACACUGUGAGAACAAGUCACGCGGCAUGAAACAGGAACAUGUGGAUUUGUCCGUCCAUGAUUCAUCCAUUGAAAAGCAGAAUUAAAUCAUUCCUAUGAAAAACAGGAAGUCAGAAAGCCAAGGUCAGCGAGAGAUUUCCAUACUGGCAAAGUAUGCUGAAUAUUAUUCUGCUCUUUCCUCUGCUGUUUUAGUGAAGUAGGUAAAACAAACGCUUUUGAAUUAUAUGAGUCAGGGGUUGACAUUAAAGUCUGAAAGGCACUUGCCCAUCCAGCAAGUCAGGAGUAUUCUUUGGUUGCCUGAAGAUUAUGAUCACCUGCCUGAAAAUGGCAAUAGGCUAUUUACACGCAGAAAUGCCUUCCAGUAUUGCCGGCCUUUUACCUACACAUUCUUUUUUUUCUUUUUUCUUAUUUAACCUUUAUUUAACUAGGCAAGUCAGUUAAGAACAAAUUCUUAUUUACAAUACGGCCUACCAAAAGGCAAAAGGCCUCCUGCGGGGACAGGGAUAAAAAAAAAUAUAUAUAUAUAUAUAAAUAUAGGACCAAACACACAUCACAACGAGACAACACUACAUAAUGAGAGACCCAAGACAACAACAUAGCAUGGCAGCAACACACGACAACACAGCAAGGUAGAAACCCAACAUGAAAACAACAUGGUAGCAACACAACAUGGCAGCAGCACAAGACAUGGUAAAAACAUUAUUGGGCACAGACAACAAUACAUCACGUGAAGCAGCCAUAACUGUCAGUAAGAGUGUCCAUGAUUGAGUCUUUGAAUGAAGAGAUGGAGAUAAAACUGUCCAGUUUUAGUGUUUUUUGCAGCUCGUUCCAGUCGCUAGCUGCAGUGAACUGGAAAGAGGAGCGACCCAGGGAUGUGUGUGCAUAGGGGACCUUUAACAGAAUGUGACUGGCAGAAAGGGUGUUGUAUGUGGAGGAUGUGGGCUGCAGUAGGUAUCUCAGAUAGGGGUAGUGAGGCCUAAGAGGGUUUUGUAAAUAAGCAUCAACCAGUGGAUCUUGCGACGGGUAUACAGAGAUGACCAGUUUACAGAGGAGUAUAGAGUGCAUUGAUGUGUCCUAUUAGGAGCAUUGGUGGCAAAUCUGAUUUACCGAAUGGUAAAGAACAUCUAGCCACUCGAGAGCACCCUUACCUGCCAAUCUAUCAAUUACGUCUCUGUAAUCUAGCAUGGGUAGGACGGUCAUCUGAAUCAGGGUUAGUUUGGCAGCUGGGGUGAAAGAGGAGCGAUUAGAGGAAACCAAGUCUAGAUUUAACCUUAGCCUGCAGCUUUGAUAUGUCUUGAGAGAAGGACAGUGUACCGUCUAGCCAUACUCCCAAGUACUUGUAUGAGGUGACUACCUCAAGCUCUAAACCCUCAGAGGUAGUAAUCACACCGGUGGGGAGAGGGGCAUUCUUCUUACCAAACCACAUGACCUUUGUUUUGGGGGUGUUCAGAACAAGGUUAAAGGCAGAGAAAGCUUGUUGGACACUAAGAAAGCUUUGUUGUAGAGCAUUUAACACAGAAUCCGGGGAGGGGCCAGCUGAGUAUAAGACUGUAUCAUCUGCAUAUACAGUGGUUGAAAAAAGUAUUUAGUCAGCCACCAAUUGUGCAAGUUCUCCCACUUAAAAAGAUGAGAGAAGCCUGUAAUUUCCAUCAUAGGUACACGUCAACUAUGACAGACAAAAUGAGGAAAAAAAAUCCAGAAAAUCACAUUGUAGGAUUUUUUAUGAAUUUAUUUGCAAAUUAUGGUGGAAAAUAAGUAUUUGGUCAAUAACAAAAGUUUCUCAAUACUUUGUUAUAUACCCUUUGUUGGCAAUGACACAGGUCAAACGUUUUCUGUAAGUCUUCACAAGGUUUUCACACACUGUUGCUGGUAUUUUGGCCCCUCCAUGCAGAUCUCCUCUAGAGCAGUGAUGUUUUGGGGCUGUCGCUGGGCAACACAGACUUUCAACUCCCUCCAAAGAUUUUCUAUGGGGUUGAGAUCUGUAGACUGGCUAGGCCACUCCAGGACCUUGAAAUGCUUCUUACGAAGCCACUCCUUCGUUGCCCGGGCGGUGUGUUUGGGAUCAUUGUCAUGCUGAAAGACCCAGCCACGUUUCAUCUUCAAUGCCCUUGCUGAUGGAAGGAGGUUUUCACUCAAAAUCUCACGAUACAUGGCCCCAUUCAUUCUUUCCUUUACACGGAUCAGUCGUCCUGGUCCCUUUGCAGAAAAACAGCCCCAAAGCAUGAUGUUUCCACCCCCAUGCUUCACAGUAGGUAUGGUGUUCUUUGGAUGCAACUCAGCAUUAUUUGUUCUCCAAACACGACGAGUUGAGCUUUUACCAAAAAGUUCUAUUUUGGUUUCAUCUGACCAUAUGACAUUCUCACAAUCCUCUUCUGGAUCAUCCAAAUGCACUCUAGCAAACUUCAGACGGGCCUGGACAUGUACUGGCUUAAGCAGGGGGACACGUCUGGCACUGCAGGAUUUGAGUCCCUGGCGACGUAGUGUGUUACUGAUGGUAGACUUUGUUACUUUGGUCCCAGCUCUCUGCAGGUCAUUCACUAGGUCCCCCCGUGUGGUUCUGGGAUUUUUGCUCACCGUUCUUGUGAUCAUUUUGACCCCACAGGGUGAGAUCUUGCGUGGAGCCCCAGAUCGAGGGAGAUUAUCAGUGGUCUUGUAUGUCUUCCAUUUCCUAAUAAUUGCUCCCACAGUUGAUUUCUUCAAACCAAGCUGCUUACCUAUUGCAGAUUCAGUCUUCCCAGCCUGGUGCAGGUCUACAAUUUUGUUUCUGGUGUCCUUUGACAGCUCUUUGGUCUUGGCCAUAGUGGAGUUUGGAUUGUGACUGUUUGAGGUUGUGGACAGGUGUCUUUUAUACUGAUAACAAGUUCAAACAGGUGCCAUUAAUACAGGUAACGAGUGGAGGACAGGGGAACCUCUUAAAGAAGAAGUUACAGGUCUGUGAGAGCCAGAAAUCUUGCUUGUUUGUAGGUGACCAAAUACUUAUUUUCCACCAUAAUUUGCAAAUAAAUUCAUAAAAAAUCCUACAAUGUGAUUUUCUGGAUUUUUUUUCCUCAUUUUGUCUGUCAUAGUUGACGUGUACCUAUGAUGGAAAUUACAGGCUUCUCUCAUCUUUUUAAGUGGGAGAACUUGCACAAUUGGUGGCUGACUAAAUACUUUUUCCCCCCACUGUAAAUGGAUGAGAGAGCUUCCUACUGCCUGAGUUAUAUUGUUGAUGUAAAUUGACAAGAGCGUGGGGCCUAGGAUCGAGCCUUGGGGUACUCCCUUGGUGACAGGCAGUGGCUGAGACAGUAGAUGUUCUGACUUUAUACACUGCACUCUUUGAGAGUGGUAGUUAGCAAACCAGGCCAAAGACCCCAUAGGGGAGGGAUCAGAAAGUUUAGGACUGGAAUUCUUUGUAUUUGGUUGUUAUCAGUAAAAAGAAUCUCAGAGCAGGCUCAGCUUGUCUGACUGGCAUAAAUGCCAUAAAUUCACUUAAGGUUAAACAAUGUGGAGGAACGAGAAAGAUGAGUUUUAGGCUACUGGAAUUCUUAUAUAAUAGGGCAACCCUUAAUGUCAAUCCCUGUGAGUUGAUUUGAGUUUAGUGAAGUGAGGUUUCUCUCCCCCUCUGUGUGAGGGGGAGAGAAAUCUAAGGUUGGUCUGUCUUCCAGUUGACCCUAACAAGGAGCGCCGGGAGGCAGUGAAGAGGAAGACUACUCAGUAUCUAAAGAGGGCAGAGGAAAUCUUUAUCUCCCACCUGCAGGACAACCUGGGGAAGGGGAACUCUCACUUAGGGGUAAGAAGAUUACAUUUUACAGUAAACCCUCCCUUGACAAGACUAACAUUCCAUAAUACUGUGCACAUCUUAUGAAUGGGUAUCAACCCGCUCUGACCAUCCGUGUUACUCAAUGAUACUGGGCACUCAUUUUCCAGCUUUUCACUCCUGUAUUGAUUUAUAUGUCUAGUCUGUUUAUUGAAGAGUUGGUAUAUAUGCUAUUUAUAUGUCCACCACUCUGAAUCAUUUCCUUCUGGGAAAGCCGGAGUCACAUCUUCAGAGUAAUCAGUCUGUGCUGCUAACAGUCUCUGGAUGUUGGCUACAGAGCAGCACAACAUCCCCUCUGUUACAACUGUUACACUACACCCGACCGGGGGGAGAUCACAUUAUAUCUGCCAGGGUGGCUCGCACUGGACGGCUGGGCGCUCUCUCUCCCCCUCUCUCUUAUGUAACAUUCUAAUAUCUGUCCUAAGAUUGUAACUAAUCCCAGAGUAGAAGCACUUUGAUGUGAAUUCAACACAAACACGUGUCCACAUUGCUGACAUCUGUGCUGUAAUCUCUUUUUAUCACCAGGGUUACAGUAGUCUGAGAUUCCGGCCAAUCAGACACCUGAGUUCCCCAGUGGAGGAUCUAGAGAUGUGUAAAGUGGUGGGGAUCAUCGAUAAGGUAGGGAGGUUUUUACACCCACUGCUCUAAACCAGACGGAGUAUACUUGAACUGUUUGUUACAGCUGAUGAUCAUCUCUUGAACAGACAUCCUGGUUGUAGUUACCCCUUUAUUAACCAUGUCUUAUAGAUCCAGUGAACCAUGAUGCUUAUCUUUGCAAAUAUGAAUUUGUCCCAAAACUGUCAUAACCAUCUAAUAACAAACUACUCAAUUUAUUCUCAGCUCUAUUUAAACUAACAUAAAAUAUGUCUUCUCCCCAAGGUCCUGAUUGUCCAAAGCCUGAUUACCAAGGAGAAAUGUGUUGUUAAAGUAAGUCCUUAUGCCUCAACACUACCAAUACAGUAUGUCAGGGGGGAGGGUGGCAGGGCAGAAUGACAGAGUACACAUGUAGUGCAGGGAGCCUAGCGGCUGAGAGCGUUGGGCCAGUCACUGAAAGGUUGCUGGUUUGAAUCCCCGAGCCGACGAGGUGAAAAAUCUGUUGAUGUGCCCUUGAGCAAGGCACUAAACCCUAAUUGCUCCUGUAAGUUGUUCUGGAUAAGAGUGUCUGCUAAAUGUAAAAUGUAUAUCUGUGUAGAUGCAUAUCCAGUGCACAGAUGGCUGUUGUACUGUCUGGAUCCCUGCCAGCCAUUCUGUGGCAGCCCAGUUUAUGGGAAUACUAUCAGCCUUGUCUCCCUGAGUAUCCUUCUCCAUUGAUCUGGCUAAAAGCCCUCUACUUUGACCCUCUUAGUGCAAAUGCACCUCCCAUUUCUGUAACCAGAGAGUUGCUAUUGGAACAUGCUGUAGCAGGGGUGGCUAAGGCGUAGGUCUCAGAGAAGAUGCUAUCUAUCUAGGCACUGGUAGAGACAGCUUUUGUAGAGAGAUUCGUUUUUAGAUCAAUUAACCAUAGACUUAAUUAAGCCUAGACUGAAAAUAAUUUGUAUUACAGUAGUGAUAAGUUGUAUUUUGACAAAGGUAAUAACAGCAUAGUAAUAUGUGUGUUGUUCUCUGUGUCCUCACAGAGCCUGCCCAAGUCGAGCUGGGAGAGCCGGGACCAGCCCACUAUCAUCCCCCAGGGGGUCCCCUUCAUGGUGAAGCUGCUGAGGUACUAUGUCAGUGAGGACGCUGUGUACCUGCAUCUGGAGCAUGUUCAAGGUGAGCUGAACACAGGUUCUGCCUGCCAGCCCUGCAGUAUGGGAGAUUUAGCUGAUGCUCUUACCUAGCCUAUAGUCAUGCAAAGGCAGUGGACCAACAGUUUUCAUUUUUUGCUGAUGGCUGCAAUCUUCAGCCAUUUUGGGUCACGGAUGCCAUAGAGAGUAGAAAAGAUAGCUGAAUUAAAAUGAAGAAAAACAACUAUUGUCUGAUGUAUUGACUUUUCUAUAAUCUGUAGGUGGGAAGCUUUUCUCCAAACUGCACAAGGUCAGGAACGACCGAGCCAAGGAGCACCCAGAAUGCUCCAGUCCCAGCCAGCACAGGAUCAAACUGAAGAACAGCUAUACCUCCCCUACCAUCAGCUCAGACUACCAGCAGAAUGACAGAGGGGGCACAUGGACAACCCCUCUCCUGGAGAGGGAGAGCGAGGAGAGCCCAGACACAGACUCCCCUGCAUCCUGGCACGAGGCUCAGCAACGCCUGGAGAGCUGCAGGACCCACUCCUACUGUGAGGAGACAGGCUGCCUGCAGAACAAUUCCAGGUCUGUAGCGCCACACGCUCCGGCGACACAGCCCUACUUAUCUAGGCCAAUGAGGACAGACACCAGUCCCCAUUUCCAUCCAACAGGCCUCAGUCAGUGUUUGCACUCUAAAACUCAGGACAAACUUGCUCUCUAUGGUCAUCCGUGCAUCGAUCAGGCUCCUGAUGUCACCUCUGAGCCCUCUGGGAAGGCCACUGGAACAGAAAAAAUUGAAUCCAGUUCGGAUUUCGACAUGGUGUGGAAGGCUGAUCUGACUUGUAACUGUGAGAGUUCAGCCCCCUAUGCAGAGACUGGUACUGACUCCAAUAUAGCUGCAGGUAAAUCUGUACCUCAAACAACUCAGACCUCUUCUGGUGGUGCAGGGUCAACAGUGAACUUCAAGAAUCAUUCUAUCAGUUUAUAUUCACAGAAAAGGUAUGUUCCCACUACAUUGCAAUUACCCCUCCAUAAUCAAAGCCAGGUUAGUGAGAGAGAAACUUUGACUACCAAUGGCUCUCACCAAGACAGUGUUUCAGGUAGAGAACUUGAGAACACUGUGAGCAUGGUGACAGACACACACCAGGGGAGAGGGCAGGAGGAGAAGGUAAACUCAGUAACCAGGGGCACAGAGACUUCCCAGCCUGGCAGAGAUGUGUCCCCCUCUACAGUAGACAAGCUGAAGCUCAUGAGGACAUCCUCAGGGAACUCUCAACACCCUUCAGUCUCUCACUGUCACAGUACAGGGACACAGCGGGGGACCCAGCCAGGCACCUCUCUGGCCCUCACAGGGGUGAAGUAUCAUGUGGGGCCUCCUGGCAGAGAGCCAGGGGAGGAGGUAGAGGAGGGCUGGGAGCUGCUGAGCCCUGUGAGUAAGGACAUCCCCCGAGAGAAAGGAUCACUAUAUUACCCCAACACCCAUGACCCCACAGGGGCCUCCCCACAGUGUCGGAAGGGGGACAUGGAUGCUUUCCUAAAGUCAGAGGGAUCAGAUGGACAGGGUGAGGAUCAGAUCAUUGAGGUGGAUGGCUGGUGCCACCUACCCAAGUUCCCAGGCAAGGCCUCCAGAGGGAAAGACAAGGCCAGGCAGGGCUGCUGGGGGCUGCCUGAGGCAGAGGUGCGUCUGUUGGGGGCUCAGAUCCUCCUGGCCCUGGAAAGUCUUCACCAGCAAGGUGUGGUGUGCCGAGACCUCAACCCAAAGAAUAUCCUGCUCACCAGCAAUGGUUAGUCACCUAAAUCACUUUAACCUGUUGUUGGUCUCUGUUUUUGGCAUGAGUCUUGAAAAUUCAACUAACUUUGAUUGUGACAUAAUGUCAUGUUUCUCACUAGGAAAGGUCUGCCUGACAUUCUUUGGCCAGUGGAGUGAAGUUCAGUCAGAAAUCAACUCUAAAGCUAUGGAACAGAUGUACUGUGCCCCAGGUGAAAACACUUUUUCAAUGUCACAUGUUACAACAGUUACACAUAGGGUUCCUACCCUAGAUAUAAAGUGCCAUCUAGUGGUGAGAGUCAGACAUUUUGUUUGAUCCAUUAAUAAAUCUGUGAAUAACAAGUUCUGUUUGUUGUUGGCCAACAGAGAUUGGAGGUGUGUCCAAAAUCACAGAGGCUUGUGAUUGGUGGAGUCUGGGGGCAUUGCUGAUUGAACUUCUUACUGGAAUGGUAAACAACAUUCUAUUGAAUACCGGUAAUCUGUUUUUCCAUGAUCUCUGUAGUAAAUCCAAACCUGUAUAGAUUAAUGACAAUGCUGCCCACUAGGCCUGUUGAUAAUGUAUAUCUGUUGUUGGUGUCAUUAUCUAGGCAUGGUUGUUUAAUGAAACUGUAUGCCUGUUCCUGUGCCUCCAGCCCCUGUGGCAGUUCCACCCAGCCAGGGUGCAUUCUCACACCCAGCUCCUGAUCCCAGACCACCUGAGUACUGCAGCCGCCUCCCUGCUCACUGAGGUAAGGCCUGUGUCCCCUUACACACCCAUGUGGCCUGUACUUUAAGUACCGUAAACAUAUAAACACUUGCUGCUAGCCUGCUACCACAGAUACACACAGCCACACACAGCCACACAAACUCAUAUCUUUCUGAAUGAGUGACUAUUGUAUGUUCCACAGCUGCUGCAGUUUGAUGCUGGUUAUCGUUUGGGCUCUGGAGGCGGUGGUGUGAGUGACAUCAAGUGUCACCCCUUCUUCAAUGGUGUCUCCUGGAAGGCACUGUCGAGUUAACAUGCCAACAGACUACCUGUGUAGACUACCUAGCCACUGCCCCCUUGUGGCUAAAAUAAUUGAAGCACCAGCUCUGGCUCUACUUCCUGAGCAUCUUACUUCCCAAAGAAAGAUGCUAGAUUGAUUAGAAGUGCAAUUCAGAGGAGCAGACAAACAGCCAACAUGCCAACCCUGCAACAACCAACCUCCAUGUUUGAAUGACAGAGGCUAGUGUAAACCUCACCUGGCCUUUUGACAUAUGGUAGGGCAAGAUGUUUUAAAGACUAAAGUGUACUCUUUUUCAGCUGACUUUCGGGGUACUUCUGUUAUUAAUAUACUGAACAAAAAUAUAAACAC